GGCAGGUGUUGGGAACGACUCAGGCCGAGAACGAGAACGAACACGCCGCCAUCGUGUCCCUGCAAAGGUGUCUGGAGCUUCGCCCCAACAACCUUGCGGCUCUCAUGGCGCUCGCCGUCAGCUUCACCAACAGCGGCAUGCAGCGGGAGGCGUGUGACGCCCUGCGCCGCUGGAUCAGCCACAACCCCCGCUACAAGCACCUGGCUCAGGGGCCCAGGGGCCCGCUACAGGGUUCCCUGGCCACGCCACGCAGGGGCCUGCUUCAGGGUUCCCCGGCCACGCCACGCAGGGGCCCCCAGAACACCUCCACACCUGCCAGCUCUGAGCUGCAUGAAGUCCUGCUCCUCUUCCAGGAAGCGGCCCUGCUGAAUCUGGACUGUGUGGAUCCAGACCUGCAGACCGGACUCGGGGUCCUCUUCAACCUCGGCUCUGACUUCAACAGAGCUGUGGAGGCCUUCAGCGCCGCGCUGUCAGUCAGACCCCAG
Molecule: messenger RNA, 485 nt
Organism: Etheostoma cragini (Arkansas darter)
Lineage: Eukaryota; Metazoa; Chordata; Actinopteri; Perciformes; Percidae
Product: PEX5-related protein-like
Exons: 3
Biological process (GO): protein import into peroxisome matrix, docking
Cellular component (GO): peroxisomal membrane; cytosol
Molecular function (GO): protein binding
Source: RefSeq, a predicted model, not a curated record